UUUCUCAAACUUUCCAUUGACUGGCAUUCAGCCUUUCAGUCCUAUAUCAGUGCCAGCGGUGCUGAGAACCUCCGGCUCCUGUACUUCAUACAAGUGGGGGGCUGCUCUGCACUUGUGAAAAACAGGUCACUUCCCCUCUCUGGCUACUCACUCCUGUGGAGUGUUGAAGGGCUGGGUCAUCUCCAACUCCUGAAGGUUGGACCCCAUGUAGGUACGAGGGAGGACAUUUGCUCUUUUGCUGAGGUAGAGGGGACUUCACUCUUCAGAACUCGUACUCCACCAUCACGUGCCAGUAUGAAAUUCUAUCCCAGAAUGGGAGAGGGUACCAAUUUUCAAAUUUUCACUGAUCAAAUAGCUGAAUUAGUUUCUCCAGCCUGGCUCCUGAAGGGCUUCAGUGGAUGAGGGAGUGAAGUGAAGAACCAGUGAAGUGAAGAACGGCUGCAAAUUUCCCUGCUACUGGUCAUUUGUGAUGCUGCUGUUUCUCUAUGCUUACCAGCUUGUCUAGCUGGUUGUGCUGCAGCACCUCCUUCCAGUACAGGGACGCAGAGGCGUUUGUACUCAUUGCAUAGCACCAGCUAGGUGCUCUGUAGCUGUUGCAGCACCCUCUCCUUUCAGACAGUGAGAUGUGUAAACAUAGUAUAUCAUUCACCAGCUAUGCAAGUGAUGGGUGCUUUACAGAAUAAGCACCCCCACAAUGGUCCUUACCCCCAAUCUAAUGCACAUAGAAGCUCUGAGUUGUUGAGAAAGGGUGAUCUCCAGUGUCUUGGGAGGAGUUAAUAGCAGUGAAAGCAGAGGCGCCAUUGCCCUCUCUUAAGGGAUCUGGUGCAUGGGAAUCCCUGGCCUUGAUAAGGAUGGCCUGUUUGCUCUUAGUGCUAACCCUAGCAACAGAAGAAGAUUCAGAGACCUGUGAUGACACAAACUGGGUUCAGACAUGGCCAAGCCACCAGUGCAACUUCCCUUCUGCAUUGGGAUUCGUGCCACCAGCAGGGAUGGCAGGAGCCUAGCUGGUGGGGUCAGGGCCAGUAGUAGCCAGCUUGGCUGUUGGAGUGCACUGCUGCUGGGCUAAUCCCCCCACCCCAUCUAGAGUGGGGCCAGUGACUCACUGUCCCCACUGUGGCUCAUUUUCCCCUGGCAUGUGUGAGCAUCUUGCUUUCCCUUGGGCUUGGCUGGUCACCUGGCUUAGAUGGGGUCCCAGCCAGCUAUCCCAUUUCGGGUUUGGCUAGCUUUCCCCAUGUGACUUGUAAAUGAACCUCUUUGAGGGGCUGUAAUACCAGUCUCCAUCCCCAGGUGACGCUGUGGGUUCCUUUUAAGGAUUCUUCUAGCCGACGGCCCUCCCCCUCUGAAUCCUUGGGGUGGGACCUGUAAUUUCACACCCUUCGCCUAGGUGGCGAUGUGGGAAAAUUUAGCGCUGUGAGGGAUCUCUCCUGGCGACGCGGCCCGUCCUCCUUGGUUUUCGGUAAGGGGCGGACCUUGGAGUGAGUGCACCCAAUGGAAAUCAACGCUGUGGUGAUUGGCGGCGACGGGACCCAAUGGGCGCUGGUCCGUGGAAAGCGGGUGGCGGGCGGGGCGGAAGAGGCGGCUGGACUGGUGGUGAUGGGGCUGCUGACUAUUCUGAAGAAGAUGCGACAGAAGGAGCGGGAGCUGCGGCUCCUCAUGCUUGGCUUAGACAAUGCUGGCAAAACCACCAUUCUGAAGAAGUUCAAUGGGGAGGAUAUCGACACCAUCUCACCCACACUGGGCUUCAACAUCAAAACCCUGGAGCACCGAGGGUUCAAGCUGAACAUCUGGGAUGUGGGCGGACAGACAUCCCUGCGCUCCUACUGGCGCAACUACUUUGAGAGCACGGAUGGUCUCAUCUGGGUGGUGGACAGCGCUGACCAGCAGCGCCUGCAGGUCUGCAAGCAGGAGUUGCAGAGCCUCCUGGUGGAAGAGCGCCUGGCCGGAGCCACUCUGCUCAUCUUCGCCAACAAACAGGACCUGCCGGGAGCAUUGUCCUCCAAUGCCAUCCGGGAGGCCUUGGAACUAGACAGCAUCAAAAGCCACCACUGGUGCAUCCAGGCCUGCAGUGCCUUCACUGGGGAGAACCUGCUGACGGGGAUCGACUGGCUCCUGGAUGAUAUUUCCAGCCGGAUCUUCACCACGGACUGACCAUGCCCCAGACAUGGCCCCCUCCUUUGUGGGGGGGCUGCAAGAGUAGGGGUGGGGCUGCAUCCCAGCUUUGAACAGAGUUCCCAGGACCAUGUGGCUGUUUCCAUGGACCCUCCCAUCAUGCUUUCCUCCAACAGUCAAUCACCGGGACAGCAACUCCCCUUGGAUUCGGCCUAGAUCCCAGCUGCCCCCUGGAUUGACGCAUGGCUUAGUGCCCCUGGCCUGGGUCUCGUGCAUGCGUUUCAGGGUUUGAGCCUUUAAUGCUGGCAAUCAGUUUGGGGGAAGCUGGGGAGGCAGCGGGACCAGGCCAUUUAUAGUUGUGGGGGCUGAGACCCCAUCACUGGAGCACAAGGCCUGUUGAACUGUGAGUGUGAGUGGGACUGGUAGAGAUGAACUCUUCCCCCCUGCACCCCC
Molecule: messenger RNA, 2562 nt
Organism: Gopherus flavomarginatus (Mexican gopher tortoise)
Lineage: Eukaryota; Metazoa; Chordata; Testudines; Testudinidae
Gene: ARL2
Product: ADP ribosylation factor like GTPase 2
Exons: 5
Coding region: 1489-2148 (219 amino acids)
Biological process (GO): protein folding
Cellular component (GO): cytoplasm; microtubule cytoskeleton
Molecular function (GO): GTPase activity; GTP binding
Source: RefSeq, a predicted model, not a curated record